CCUCCUGCUCUCUGCUCCCCCCGGCUCGUGUCGCUGCUCCACCCGGUAAAUGAACCGCGGGACACGGCGUCUGGGAGGGAGUCGGUAAAGAUACUAGAGCAAGAUUGACGAUAAGUUGCUGCCGCUCAGCUCCGGGCUCCCACAGGCCCCUGACAGGUUUGAACAGAGGAAAAACAUUCCCUGCGCUCAUAGAGGAUUUACAUCGCAAAGAUCUGUCACCAUGGUGUCCUCUAAGAAAUUAGCAGACAUAGGUUACAGGAUGGUUUCUGGCUCAAUGAUAUUACUGACGGUGUACGGUGGUUAUCUGUGCAGUGCUCGUGCCUACCGCUACUUCAAGACAAAAAAGACCUUGAAGGCAGCAGCUAAAGAUCAAGCCAGUGAAAUAAUCAAGGACUAAAAGCUGCUCGUGUUUGGUGAACAAAGCUCCCCGCUUUGCAACAUGUGAAAAAAUAUUUCAUAUUGUAUAUCCAAUUCUAAAAUUUUGUGCAUCAGCUUUAAAAUCUACUCAUUAUAAAAUGUUUAAAUAAUUAUUUAA
This is a messenger RNA of Leucoraja erinaceus (little skate), 535 nucleotides long. Its product is annotated as cytochrome c oxidase assembly protein COX14 homolog. Lineage: Eukaryota; Metazoa; Chordata; Chondrichthyes; Rajiformes; Rajidae. The record is from RefSeq and is a predicted model, not a curated record. Bases 221 to 397 code for a protein of 58 amino acids. The transcript is spliced from 3 exons.